This is a messenger RNA of Quercus robur (English oak), 569 nucleotides long. RefSeq lists its product as uncharacterized. The record is from RefSeq and is a predicted model, not a curated record. NCBI's taxonomy places the organism in Eukaryota, Viridiplantae, Streptophyta, Magnoliopsida, Fagales, Fagaceae. The transcript has 2 exons. The coding region runs from base 106 to 420 and encodes 104 amino acids.
GUACAACAAAUUUUAGAUAGACUGAAAAGAGAGUUGGGGGCAGAGCAAGACUCUGCAACUGUAAGAGCUAAAGCUGGAGAGGACAAAGUUGAAGUUGGAUCGCAGAUGGAGGAGAACGAAGGCGGCGGUGCCGGUGGUGGUGGGACUGGGACUAGGACCUACAGCCACAUCUGGUGGGCCCUAGCUAGUGCUGCACAGUUGGGGUGGGCCAUAUCUUCCUUCAAAAGAGGCCACGCCGGCGACUCCCACUUCAUGCCCUUCAAAGCCUUCUCCGUCGCCUCCCUCUUCGUCGGAGCCACCGCAACCGCCGCCGUUUCCGCCCUCCACGUCUCUGGCAUCCACAAGGUGGAAGACCUCCUAGAAGUGGGUGCAAAUAUAAGAACUGGACUUGGAGUUCGUCCAAGGGCACGAGAUAAAUAAGUUACUUCUCGUAUACAUAAAUUGGAAUAUUUUUGUUAUUUUUUAGGCACUGAGUUUUAUUUCUGAGAAUGAUUGUAGCUUUGUCCGACCGUCUUCUUCGACGAUCAUUGUCUAUAUUUUUUAAUGAAAACAAAUCCAUUUACAGAGAA